UGACAAGUGCAGUAUUAAGUUAAUAAGUUAAAAAAAGAUAAAUUUACUGACAAUUGGAUGAGUUUAACUACCAAGAACUGGAAUACUUUGCCAAGAGCUGGAACAAUUUACCAAGAACUGAAUAGCAAUAUAAAAUACAAUUGUAGAAAAACACAACUCAUACAAUAAUUUGUGAUAAACAGUCAUAUCUGAAAAUGGUUCAAUAUUUAGCGCAAGUACCUAGGUAUUCAUGCAGAAUACUUGCACUCUUUAUAUUAAUGAUUUUAAUUUUGAUUACUACAUUUAAGAUUAACAAUUUUGAUGAGUAUGUAAGCAAAGAUGUAAAUUUUCUGGAUUCCAAGCUUCUGAAAAACCCAAGCAGGGAAAAGUCUGAACUGUCUACGAAGGUUAAUUCGGGAACAGCUUCAGUGAAACGAGAAGGUGGCGACAAAAAUCCAAUCAAUUCUAAAGACAGUCUUGAAUUUAAAACCGAUGGGAAUUCCACUGGCAGACGUAAUAUUGCACAAAUCCCCAUUGACGUAAGGGUUAAAAAACUCCCUGGGGCCAUAAUCAUUGGAGUGCAGAAAUGUGGAACUGGGGCUCUCAAGACAUAUUUGAAUCUCCAUCCGAAUAUCAGAGUUGCAAGAGGUGAACCCCAUUUCUUUGACUUAAAAAUUAAUCACAAAGCACAAUUCCAAGAGGAAAUGAAAAGGUAUCUCAAACUCCUCCCAAAGGCAUUCCCAAACGAAACGGUCCUCGAGAAAACGCCGAAAUAUUUUGACAUGAUUGACCCACAUGACCUAUAUAGAAUGAACCCUGCUUUGAAGCUGAUUCUUCUGGUUUGUGACCCCGUGAGAAGGGUAAUGUCAGCCUACUUACAUAACAUUUUCAUCGGCAUGUAUUCGAAACAUAAAUCAUUCGAAAAGUACGUAUUUGAUAAAAAUGGUCAAGUUAUUCCAACAGCGGAGAUUGUACGUAGAAGUAUAUAUGAUGAACCACUGAAAAGAC
Molecule: messenger RNA, 987 nt
Organism: Owenia fusiformis
Lineage: Eukaryota; Metazoa; Annelida; Polychaeta; Sabellida; Oweniidae
Source: the annotation of a GenBank genome assembly